Messenger RNA from Zonotrichia albicollis (white-throated sparrow), 1081 nucleotides. The record is from RefSeq and is a predicted model, not a curated record. NCBI's taxonomy places the organism in Eukaryota, Metazoa, Chordata, Aves, Passeriformes, Passerellidae.
AGCCCCGGCCAGCUUCCCUCCUUCCCGGGGGAUGCCCCCUCGAAGCCCCCAGGUAUCCUUCCGCAUCUCGGUCACUAAGCCAGCUCCCUGCCCCACAGCCUGCUCCUGGUCUCAUACUGUCGCUGAUGUAUCCCCCGCACAUGCUGACGCCCCGCUGGACACACACCCCCGCUUCUGCAGGCUGUCCAUCUCCGCUGCCCCCUGCGCGCACACAGCCUCCUGCCCUGCAUCUGCAACUCCCCGGGCCCACUCUCUGCCCACGCACACGCCUCCGUCCCAGGGCGUUCCACAGCCUGUGCACUGCCUGCGUCCUCCUCGCACACACAACUAUGCGCCCCACUGCUCAUCUCCAAGGCAAGUCUCCAUGCCCCACUGCAUGGGUACACCGUGCCCCACUGCAGGCACAUCCACGCAUCCCAUUCCACAGACAUCCAGUACCCUGUGCACAGGCAUCCCUGUGUCCCAUUAUGCAAACAGCUCCCUGCAAACGCAUCUCUGCCCAUCGCACCCACCUCAUGACCCAGUGUGGGUGUACCCUGUGUCCCAUGACACCCCACACCCAGCUGGGGGCACCUCUGUACUCUGCAGCAUAUCUGCCCCAAACCGCACUGCACGCUGCCCCAUCCCUUGUGCCACACUCACCGUGUCCCAUCACAGGUGCACCCCACAUCCCAGGACGGCAUCCCCCACAGCUGCACCCUUGCGCUCCAUUCUCACCCACACCCUGCCCCACUGCAUGCAAACCUCACACCCCAUUGCUCGUGUAGCUCAUCCCAAGCUACGCAUUCCAAGCGCAUCCCCUGACUCCCACCACAUGGCGCCCCGCACCCCACACCUGCAGCCCUUCUGCCCACCCCAUCUCACCCACUCCCUGCCCCACCGCACGCACACCCCGCAUCCCAUUGUUAGUGUACUUCACACCCAUCCCAAGCUCAUCCCUCUGCCCCGUGACUCACACUUCCAGGCCUCCUGCCCACCGCGCACACCCCCGUGCUCCAUUCCCACCUGGCCCCAGCCCCACAUCCCAUUGCCCGUCUGCGUGCACACCCCACAUCCCAUUGCCCGUCUGCCUCACGCCCGC